AUGGCGGUGCACCACUCCGACUCUCACUCCAAGAUUAAAGAAUUGGUGGACGAAAAGGCUGGUAAUCCGUGGGACGGCUAUGAGCAGGACGUCAUACCCGAGAAGGUCCAGCCACGUCUGGUGCGAAACGCGAGGCUCCAAGCGUUCUCGAUAUACCGUCGUUUGUUCUCGGUGGCAUUCAUCACUAACAUGGGCGUCUUUGUCUCGUACGCGAUCCGAGGGUACCACUCCCAGAAAAUUGCGUUAGUCACGGUCGCGAAUAUCUUCAUUGCUAUUCUCAUGAGGCAGGAGCUUGUGAUCAACACCCUGUUCUUAAUAUUUUGCUCAGUCCCCAAGUCCUGGCCCUUUUUCAUUCGCAAAACCGCUGCAAGAGUGUAUCACCUUGGAGGCAUACAUUCUGGUACGGCAUUCUCGGCCGUAGUAUGGCUUGUUCUUCUCGCUGUUCAAGCUACUCGAGAACGUGUUAAUCACAAAGGGACGUCGACGGCAACCGUAGUACUCACCUACAUCAUCUUAUUUUUCUUGGUUGGCAUUGUCCUUUUUGCAUACCCGACACUCCGGAUCAAGCGCCAUGACGCAUUUGAACGUGUACACCGUUUCUUGGGCUGGACAGCGACUGCACUCGUUUGGGCACAGGUCGUCUUGCUAACCAACGAUUACAAAGGCGACAAGUCCUUAGGUUCUGCUCUUGUGCACUCGGCUGCCUUUUGGUUGAUGAUCAUUCUGAGCUUAUCCCUCAUUCUCCCUUGGAUGAAACUACGCAAAGUUCCUGUUCGCAGUGUUGUGCUCUCCAACCACGCUGUCCAACUUUUCGUUGACUAUGGCCCACACCCCGUCCCUGGCUCCUUCCAGAGAUUCUCCACAGAUCCUUUGAAUGAAUGGCAUAGUUUUGCCACUAUUGCCAUCCCGGGACAGCCGGGCUUCUCCAUCAUUAUAUCCCAAGCCGGCGACUGGACUACAGAGAUGAUCACUAAUCCUCCCAAGGAGAUCUACGUACGGGGUGUGCCCACUUGUGGUGCCCUACGGAUCAUUCCUUUAUUCAGGAGGGUGUUGUUUGUGGCCACCGGAAGCGGCAUUGCUCCCUUCACGCCUCAUAUUAUGAGUGGGAAAGUGGACCACAAGCUUUUCUGGAUGGCGCCGAACACUCGUGCUACCUUCGGUGAUCCAUUGGUUAACAUGAUUUUGCAAAACAGUCCUGGCGCUGUUGUAUAUGAUACUCGAAAGCACGGCAAACCUAACAUCAUCCAGCUCACAAAUCGAUUUGUUGACGAAUUCAAGCCGGAAUGUGUCUGUGUCAUUUCGAACCAGAAAUUGACGGAGAAAAUCAUCUAUGGUCUCCGCAGCAGGGGUGUUCUCGCUUUUGGAGCCAUCUUCGACUCUUAA
Messenger RNA from Guyanagaster necrorhizus, 1383 nucleotides. RefSeq lists its product as uncharacterized. The record is from RefSeq and is a predicted model, not a curated record. The coding region runs from base 1 to 1383 and encodes 460 amino acids. The transcript has 6 exons. Lineage: Eukaryota; Fungi; Basidiomycota; Agaricomycetes; Agaricales; Physalacriaceae.